Lycium barbarum (goji berry) is the source of this 705-nucleotide messenger RNA. RefSeq lists its product as uncharacterized. The record is from RefSeq and is a predicted model, not a curated record. Bases 1 to 705 code for a protein of 234 amino acids. The transcript has a single exon. NCBI's taxonomy places the organism in Eukaryota, Viridiplantae, Streptophyta, Magnoliopsida, Solanales, Solanaceae.
AUGGCAGAGAACUUGAAGAAGUGCCACCAAAGAACAAAGAAGGUAGAUGCUAAACUCAUUCCUGCUCAAAGAACUAAAGCUGAAAAGAGUCUCGAGAAAGUCAUGCAACAGUCUGAAAGUGUAGUGACUAGACCACCUCUACCGUUUCCACAGUGCCUUCAGAAACAGAAAGUAGAUGCAGCCUGUAAGAAAUUUCUUGACAUAUUGAAGCAUGUACACAUCAACAUUCCUUUGGUAGAGCUGUUGCAAGAAGUUUCGAAAUAUGCUAAGUACAUAAAGGAUGUUGUUGCAAAUAAGAGGCACUGGACAGAAUUUGAGACUGUGGCACUUACUGAGGAGUGUAGUUCCAUAGCGAGGAGCAAGAUUCCACUAAAGCUGAAAGAUCCGGGUAGUUUCACUAUUUCUAUCACUAUUGGUAAUAAUGAGGUUGGGCUAGCAUUGUGUGAUUUAGGUGCUAGUAUUAAUCUGAUGCCUACCCCUGUGUUUCGAACGUUGGCGUUGGGUGAGCCAAGGCCAAUAAUAGUCACUUUGCAAUUAGCUGAUAGAUCUCUUGCAUAUCUCGAUUGCAUAAUUGAAGAUGUUCUUGUGAAGGUGGGUCCGUUUAUUCUGCCAGUUGAUUUCAUCAUCCUUGAUUAUGAGGCAGAUAAGAAUGUCCCUCUCAUCAUAGGAAGGAGAUUCUUAGAGACAGUUUAUGCAGUUAUCUGA